This is a messenger RNA of Symphalangus syndactylus (siamang), 8562 nucleotides long. It is a transcript of the gene NKD1, whose product is annotated as NKD inhibitor of Wnt signaling pathway 1. Gene Ontology annotation, molecular function: calcium ion binding. Gene Ontology annotation, biological process: negative regulation of Wnt signaling pathway. Gene Ontology annotation, cellular component: cytoplasm. Lineage: Eukaryota; Metazoa; Chordata; Mammalia; Primates; Hylobatidae. The record is from RefSeq and is a predicted model, not a curated record.
UGCUGGGAGGCGCGGGCCGCGGCUGCGGGCUGGGGGCUAGGCGCUCCCGGGCGUCAGUCGGGCCGCGGCGACGGCGGCAGGAGCGCGUCCCGGCGCCGCCUCGGGCUCCGCUCGGCUCGGGGGCUGCUCCGGGAGGAGGAGAGCCAGGGGAGGCGCCAGGCCUGCGGGCCGGGCGCAUGGCUUAGGGACGCUCCCGGCCGCCGCAGCCCCAGCAUGGGGAAACUUCACUCCAAGCCGGCCGCCGUGUGCAAGCGCAGGGAGAGCCCGGAAGGUGACAGCUUCGCCGUGAGCGCUGCCUGGGCUCGGAAGGGCAUCGAGGAGUGGAUCGGGAGGCAGCGCUGCCCGGGCGGUGUCUCGGGACCCCGACAGCUGCGGUUGGCGGGCACCAUAGGCCGAAGCACCCGGGAGCUCGUGGGCGACGUAUUGAGAGACACGCUCAGCGAGGAAGAGGAGGACGACUUUCGGCUGGAAGUGGCCCUGCCUCCUGAGAAGACUGACGGGCUGGGCAGCGGAGAUGAGAAGAAGAUGGAGAGAGUGAGCGAACCCUGCCCAGGCUCCAAGAAGCAGCUGAAGUUUGAAGAGCUCCAGUGCGACGUGUCCGUGGAGGAGGACAGCCGGCAGGAGUGGACCUUCACCCUGUAUGACUUUGACAACAACGGCAAGGUCACCCGAGAGGACAUCACCAGCUUGCUGCACACCAUCUAUGAGGUGGUGGACUCCUCUGUCAACCACUCCCCGACAUCCAGCAAGAUGCUGCGGGUAAAGCUCACCGUGGCCCCCGAUGGCAGCCAGAGCAAGAGGAGCGUCCUUGUCAAUCAGGCUGACCUGCAAAGCACAAGGCCCCGAGCAGAGACCAAACCCACUGAGGAGCUGCGGAGCUGGGAGAAGAAGCAGCGAGCCCCGCUCAGGUUCCAGGGUGACAGCCGCCUGGAGCAGUCUGGCUGCUACCACCAUUGCGUAGAUGAGAACAUCGAGAGGAGAAACCACUACUUAGAUCUCGCCGGGAUAGAAAACUACACGUCCCAGUUUGGGCCUGGCUCCCUUUCCGUGGCCCAGAAGUCAGAACUGCCCCCCCGCACCUCCAAUCCCACUCGAUCACGCUCCCAUGAGCCGGAAGCCAUCCACGUCCCACACCGAAAGCCCCAAGGCGUGGACCCGGGCUCCUUCCACUUCCUUGACACCCCAAUCGCCAAGGUCUCGGAGCUCCAGCAACGGCUCCGGGGCACCCAGGAUGGGAGCAAGCACUUUGUGAGGUCCCCCAAGGCCCAGGGCAAGAGUGUGGGUGUGGGCCACAUGGCCAGAGGGGCAAGAAACAAGCCACCUCUGGGACCCACCAUCCCUGCGGUGUCCCCCUCCGCCCACCUGGCUGCCAGCCCGGCCCUCCUCCCCUCCCUAGCCCCCCUCGGGCACAAGAAGCACAAGCACCGAGCCAAGGAGAGCCAGCAGGGCUGCCGGGGCCUGCAGGCACCACUGGCCUCAGGCGGCCCCGUCCUGGGGCGGGAGCACCUGCGGGAGCUGCCCGCCGUGGUGGUGUACGAGAGCCAGGCCGGGCAGCCGGUCCAGAGACAUGAGCACCACCACCACCAUGAACAUCACCACCAUUACCACCACUUCUACCAGACAUAGAGCCCCUCCCCAGGGACCCACCCUGCCAUAUGAAGGACCCCACCCCCGACACCCCAAGGCAUUAUUAUUCUAUUAAUUAUUGUUAUUAUGACGAUUAUUGUUAUUAAUAAUUAUUGUUACUCCACUAAUAUUUAGCUAGCCUUCAUGUAGAAUAUCUAUGGAAACACAGAACUAAACUUUUAUUUAUAUGUUGUGGGGACUGCAUAACUAGCCCAGGAAAUUACUCUGGUUCGGCGUGGCCUGUAAUGGGCAGAGGCUCCCUCAGGGCUUGGGAUCUGCAGCAUCUGCGUGGAUCAGCCCACACCCUUCCCAGAGCCAGGGAGCCCUCAGCCCCAACUCUGCCCCACCCCAGCCUCUUCCAGGAGAGCAUCCUUACCUGGCCCAGCUUCCAGAGACCCUUGAAAUCUCCGAGAAGAUAAACAGCUGCUACCUCUUAGUAUUAUUCUGAUUUUAUUUUGCCCUUAACUGAUUGUAAUGUGCUACAAGGGAUUUCAGUGGACUGCAGAGUGCGAACGUCUUGCUGUUGUGUUUUUAUGUCCCAACCUAGAAACCUUAGCUGUCUUUUCUGGAGUUGUCUUUCAUGCUUUUCCAGUGGGAUCAAGCCCUUUUCCCCAAAGCAGUCCCAUCUCUUCUGCCAUGCACAACAUGAAAAUCCACUUCUCUUCCUUCUCCUUCUUCUCCUCUCUACUUUACAGUGAUACACACAGGUAUUUAAGGACUAUCCCUGAGACCAUCCUUCUCAUUUUGGAAACUGCUAGGGAGGGAACAAACCACUUAAACAAGCGUGGUUUUCCAAGAUCCAGGCAAUUGUGUGCUGUUGGUUGUGGUGGAGGAUGUGGCAGAUAUAUAUGUACCUACACGGUUCUCUAACAGAACUUUCUGUAUCUAUAGAUAGACGCCAUCUGUCCAUUUCUAUGUAUCUUUCUAUAAAUAUACACUCUCAGGUAUCUUUUCUGGUGUGUAUAAAUCAGUGGUUUGCUUCUCUGGACGCUUCUGGAACCCAGAUGUGACUCUGCUUGUCUCCUUUUGGGGCUGGACAGCUCUCAGAUGCUUUCAUCAGAGGUCCAUUCUCGGGUUUUGGGGUCUGAUGGAUUUUGGAGAGAACUGCUGGGGUACAGAAGCUUGGAGGGAAAAGGGGACUGUGGCCAGAGUUGGGACCCUGGAGCAGCAUCCUCUGCAGAGAAGGAUUUUGUCUGGCCAGAGCCUGGAGAAACCUGAAAAAGAACCAGUCAGCUAGCCAGGGUCUCAGAGAAAAGCAGAUUACACACUCAAAUUGGGUAAUUUGAGCAGAGCUUAAUAAAGGCAGUAUUUACACAGUGUGGGCUAAACCUCCCAUGAGAGUGCAGAACCCUGGGAAUAGCAGUGUGGGGCGCUAUUUCCACCCCUGGGCCUGAGUGGGGAAGGAGUUAUCUUUAGCAGACAGAGGAUUGCUGGAGGAGUGAGAGGGGCACCUGAAGGAGCUGUGACCUUUGCUUAAAGGAUGCAGCCAGUCAUGGGGACCCUCCAGGGAAAUUAAUAUCCUGACCUGCUUUCCUGCCCCCACCCCCCUCAAUCCAUUGGCUGAGGCCCUGGAAGCCACCGGGCCAAGGGAGCUUGUUGAUGUGGGUCACACGGGCAUGUUCCCAGGUCAGAGAGGAGAGUGGAGAGUGAAUCUAGAGGGACACAAGAGGGAGAAGCGACUCCAGCUACUUUCCUUUCUGCCGUUUUGUCUCCCAGCUGGCAUCCUCUUUUCCAGAGCCUCCAGUUUGGGUUUAAUGUAGUUAGUAAGGAGUUACUUCCAAAGGUAGUGGGCUUAGUUGUAACCGUAUUCUUAAUUUUAUUAAUGACUGAUGUGCCUGGGAUUGGAUUAAUACAUUAAUCCUUAGGACAGCCCCAUGAGGCAGCUUGGUGGCAGCUCAGGAAGCAUGUCUAAGGCUCAGAAGUUCAUAACUCCCUUGAGGCCGCACAGAGGGCAGAGCUGGAAUUCUGGUCUCCCACUUGAUCCCUUCGCCACUGGUGCAGAGCUUAAUCACGGCCAUGGGCGCUGCCCUUGUUUUGGGUUGUGGGUUUCUGUUCAGUGAGAACUCAACUCAAUCCAAAGUGAAUGAAACCAAGUUGGAAGGCAGGGAGGGUACUGGCUUUGAGAUGACAGGGUCCAGGAUGUGAAUGCAGCUGAGACGGGUUCUUGUCCCUCCUUCUUGUCCCUCGGAUUGAUACUUGUACUCAACUACAUGCUUUUGUCAGGGAGCCCUGGCUGCUAGCCUUCUGGGUCUCCUAACCCUAAGGAAAAGGACCUUCCGUUAGUGUAAAGCUCAAGACAGGAUUCUGAUUGGCUGGGCUUCGAUCUGGUACCCAUAUCUGGACCAAUCAUGACAUCCCAGAUGGGGUCACAUGGCCAACCUGCCCCAAGGGGGUGGGGUCUGUACCGGAAGACAGGAGGGGAGGGGUGCAGAUCGGACAGGAAGUAAUGGCACCCCAGGCCACGAAUUGCUGCAACCCUGGAGGCCAGCCGGGAGUUGAGACUACUGGUUUUAGAGCAGUUCCUCUGCCUCCCUAAGCUCCACACCUGUCAGGAUUCUGUUACUUCUUGGUAACUGGGACUUGCCCAACUUUAAAAACAUUAUUUAAAAAAAUAGUAAUGUGCACAUGUAAAAGAUUCAAAUAGUACAUAUAUAAGGUGUACAGUAAAAAGUAAACUUCCCUCCAUCCCAGGCCUGCCAGCAUCCCUGAUGCCAACUUUCUGGGUGUGGCCUAGGGCCCCUCAGUGUAAUGUAGGGGUUGUGAGCACAGACUUUGGCGCCAGCUUGCUAGGUUCGAAUCCUGACUCCCUCUUUGUAGCUCUGUGCUUCAACUGAAAUACUGUGCCUCAGUUUCUCCUUUAUAAAGGCGGGGAUCAUGAGAGUGCCUGUCCCUUGUGAGCACUAUGAAAGUGUUAGCUGUUCUUUACCAGAAUAAAUGCAUUUCUGUAUCUCCCCGUAUGCAUUUUGUUAAUUGUUAGAGUAUUUCAAACACAAAGUUUGAAACAGAAAAUUGAGUAACAUUAACCGUCAACUUACCGCCCAGAAUUUACAAAUGCUGACAUUUUGCAAUAUUUGUUUCGGAUCUAUUUUUAAGGGGGGGAACCCUGCAGUUACCGCUUAAUCCUUUUCCCACCCCACCCUUUUAUUUUUACACAAGGAGCAUAGUGUUCAUACUUAUGCUAUUUUUUUCAGUAACUGAAUAUAUUUGGAGAUCUCCCUCCGUAGGUCAUAGAACUCUGCCCCCUUCUCUCUAACAGCUGCUCAGCCUUCUGUGACUAGAGGUGCUGUCACCAGCUUGCCCCAUCCCCUCCUGGUGGUCAUAAGGGUCAUCUCUCAUCCCAGGCUUUGGCGAACACUGUGCUGAGAGUCCUUGCACACGGGCAGGAGCACAGGCGACAGAAAGUUUCCACGUGGAACUAUAGAGUUCAAGAGAAAGUGUGAUUUCAAUUUUGAUGCGAUUGUACAUGACCUCUAAAAGAGGUUAUACUGGCCGGGCAUGGUGGCUCAUGCCUGUAAUCCCAACACUUUGGGAGACUGAGGUGGGUGGAUCACCUGAGGUCAGGAGUUCAAGACCAACCUGGGCAACAUGGUGAAACCCCGUUUCUACUAAAAAUACAAAAAAUUAGCUGGGCAUGGUGGGUGCGUGCCUGUAAUCUCGGCUACUCAGGAGGGCGAGGCACGAGAAUCGCUUGAACCUGGGAGGCAGAGAUUGGAGUGAGCUAAGAUAGCACCCUUCUACUCCAGCCUGGGCGACAGAGUGAGACUCCAUCUCAAAUAAAUAAAGAGAUUAUACUGAAUAAUGAGGAAUCAAAGGAAGAAGAAAGAGAGAGGAAGGAAGGUUGGAAGGAAAGAAGGAGGGAAAAUUAGAAGGGGAAACCAUGAUUGCUGGUGAGGUUUUGAGCACGUUUUCCUGCAGGCUGGUAUGGGUGAGAGGUUUGGUCUUGUUUGCAAAUCUUCUGAAGGCUAUUCCAGAGGAGCAGUUGCCACCGCCCCAUCCCCUGAGCUCUGAGCAUGGGGGUUCCCCUGGGGAGACUCCUGGUGAGAGGAUGCCGAUUUCUGCUGAUCUGUCACUGGGUACCGAGGACUGGGUGUGUUUAAGGCAGACAGCCAGUUGAGGAUCCCAGCUACUGGGGCCUGCUGUCAUCUCCUGGGAGUGCCCGGGGGUCAGGAGCCUAGGGGACUCUUGCACUUCACAUCCAACCAUGCUAAUUACACUUUUUGGCAAAGGAAACAGCUAGGAGCAAUUUCUUUCCCUCCUCCAGCCCUGUUUUCUCAGUGUUUAGACCUCAAAUUAUUACUGGGCUAGAGGGAAGGCAGCCUCUGAAGUGUGGCAGGAGGAGGGGAAGGCUGCCUGCACCUUGGUGUGUCUGUCAGAUGCCUGCACUAAUAACCUGGCUUCUGUGAGGCCUGUCAGUGCUCUCAGGAAUGAAAGGGGACCCCUGAGAGGUGCUCAGUACCAGCAGGCUGUGAACGUCCUCCACCCACCACCCUCACCUCCUCGUUAAAGAUGGUGCUACCUGCCACACAGCAGACACCUGGUCGCUGCACACCCGAAAGACCCCAAGGCAGCCUGCCCGUUGUCCAGCCACACCCCAGCACCCACCCUCCUGGCCCCUGCCUCGGCCUCCCCGACCAGCUGCACCCAGCCCCCAACACACACCCCUUCUCCAGAUGUGUGCAGGGCCUCAUUUUGCAGAGCAAAGACAGAUGUUUCAGCCACACACUUUAUUAACUUCUACAGCCUGUGCUCAGGACACUCUUCCUCAGUCAUGAAAAGUUUGAUCACUUGCCACAGUCAGGACCUUUGUGUGGGCCUCUGAUCUGAUGUUCGGUCUCAUCAUCUCCCAAACCAGCAGUCGUUUGUACCCCAUCCCUCUGCUCAGGGGCUCACACCCCCAAAUGAUUUUCCUGAUUUAUGUGUUUCCCUACAAAGGGCUUUCUAUACCUAGCAUCUGCCUCCAGCAUGAGAAGGGGGAAUAGGCGAGACCCAUUUGCCAGUAGCAGACGGGGACCCUGGGGAGGAAAUGGUAGAGCCUGUUGGAGACUCCCUGUCUCCAGCUGACCAGCCAAUGGGAUUCCUCUUCCCUCCACUGUCUCCCACGACGUAGAAGAAUCCUGGUACAUUUAGCCCAUGAGCCUGGCACAGAUCCCUAUCUAGACAUGAGGCCCUUUAGACAUGACUUUGGCAUUGACCGGCCUGUUGGCGGUGGGUCGGGGAGGCAGAGGGGAUGCUCACACCAGUAAUUCUCAUCCCCUGAAUGCUUGGGAUCACCUGGGGAGAUUUCACAAAAUACUGGUGCAGGGGUCCCACCUCUGAUGAUGCUGAGUGGUGGGUCUAGGGUGUGGCCCAGACAUCAAGAUGUUUCAGGCCCCCAGGUGACUUCUUAGGCAGCCCAGCUAAGCCCCUAGAGCCUUGCAUUUUCCCCCAAAUGACCUCAGAGGGCCCGAUUUGAGGGAAAUACCUAACUUCAGGGGCCAUAAGAAUCCCCCAGGGAGCAUGUGAAAUGCAGAUACCAGGCCCACUCCCAGAGAUGAGUUGAGGUGGGUCAGGGGUGAAGUGCAGGGAUCAGUGUUUUUCACAAGCUCCACACCUCCAGGAAAUGGUGGUGUGGUUGGGCCCAUAGAACACAGUCUGAGAGUCCUGUUGCCUGUGCCUUGGUGCACGUGGGGUGGAAUCCCAGUGGCCCUGCCUUGAGGAGGAUGUGCAUUAAUGUGGUAGGGGAGACAGAGACAGCUCCACCUGCCCCCUGCCCCACCAGGGACCUCCAAAAACUUCAUGGAUGUUAGAGCAAGCAGCCAUGCUGCAGCAGAGGAUGAGGCUGGUGGAUUUAGUAAGAGCCCUCUGUGUUUGGGCUGAGUUCUUUCUCUAGUUGCCCUGUCGUCUGGCCUCUGGAUAACCCACCUCUCCUCCCUCAUCCUAAAAUUACAGAUGGCGCAAGACAGCCACAUUUAGUGAGACUCCUAAGGUCCUCCAACUAGGGUAGGUCCACAGUGGCCCCUGGUGCAUGGACCACACACUCUUUUCCCUCCUCUGGCUCAGGACUAGGGUCUGAAAUCGGAGAUAUGAGUGGCUUUCUUGAAAAUUUCUCUUCCCAAUCUUCCCACUUUGCUUGGGGGCCCUUGUUCAAGGCCAGCUUUGGGGACUAGGGCUUGUUGCGACUACCAGCUGUCUCAUUUUGCUGUACUGCAAACUCAGGCUUGGUUCCAAGUUUAUGGGGGCCCUGUCCUGCCCCUAGUAGGGUUUGUUUUGGGGUCACAUCUGGUCAGACCCUUCAGAGAGCUCUUCCCCAGCCUCUACAUCAGGGAAAGAGGUAGGUAGGGAGGAGCAUUCGAGGCUUAGAAGGACUAAAGUACAAAACAGCGUUGGAGGAACUGCCAGGAACCAAGGGCGAGCACUGGAGAAGGCAACACAGGACCCCCUGGGCUUCUGAGCAGGAAGACCAAGACCUUCAGGGGCCCUAAGCACUGAAAACAUCAUUCCUCAUCGCCAAGCCCUGGCAUCCCCCUGUUCUUCUAAAAUAACUCUUUUCUAGAUAUUUCUGAUCGCAAAAUUCUGGGUGGGUUCAUCCAAGCUGACCGUUGCAGUUUUUUUCUUUCCCAACAAGGCCUCAUUUUUUGGAGCCACCUUAGCUGGUGCCUAGGCAGAGGGGCAGUCAGCAGUGGUUAUCAGGAUCCUGGCUCUGUGGGUUGCCUUCCUUCUGGUCUGCAAAGCCCCUGCAGGCAGGGACUUCUUAGAUAGCUGCUUCCUUAGGGCAUGGCACAUAGUGGGUGGUUAAUGAAUGGAAGAGAGAGAAUGAGCGAUCAAGGGAGGGAGGAGGGAGUGGAAUGGAGAUUUCUCAUCCUUUCCUGUUAAUUUAUGACAUCCUCCUGCCUAUGAGUCCUUGACUCUGGAGUUUUACAAAGCAGUCACAUUUCAAAUAAAAGUCUGGGAAAGCAA